Molecule: messenger RNA, 2679 nt
Organism: Lichtheimia ornata
Lineage: Eukaryota; Fungi; Mucoromycota; Mucoromycetes; Mucorales; Lichtheimiaceae
Exons: 4
Coding region: 1-2679 (892 amino acids)
Source: RefSeq, a predicted model, not a curated record
AUGCCAGAGACGACAGCAACCAACACUGAGUCUCCAGGAACACCUCAUAAGCAUAGCGACAUUCACGAUUCGGAUCACACGGAUGAUGAGCGCUUUUCGAUAUGCGAGUACGACCUCGAUGUUGUCGAUCACGCCUUAGAAAACCCCAACCAUUCCGAAUACCUCGAUCACUUUGGGUUUCGCAUCCAAGUCAAGACUGAUGAUGAGGGGGACGGCAGCUCUGAUUCGGACCUGAGUGAUAGCGAGGAACAAGUGAUGCAUGCACAAGUAGCAGAGAGAGCUGAACGCAUGUCGGCAUCGGCUGGUCGUAUCCAGAACGAGACCAAAUAUGACGGCAAACAGCAGCAGCAGCAGCAGCAGCAGCAGCAACAACACUCGGCAGUUUCUUCUUCAGCAACCACAACCUCCAGUGAGGACGACGACACUGAUUUCUCGGUGGAUACCACCAUGACAACUCCCACCAUCAUUCAUAAAAUGACCACUGAUGUAGUUGAUGAAAAACAGCCUACUACUGCUUUUGUCACUCGAAGAGGUCGCUCAGCAACCAUCUCCAAGCCGAUGACUCCUCCUUCAGUUGAAUCAUCAUCAUCACCAUCACCAGCCAUGCCAGCCGUUACUACUCGACGUCGUAGAGCUACUACUGUUUCUCGUCCUAAUGAGUCAGCUAUUCCUCCAUUACCCCAAUCAUCUAUUAUGCAACCAUCACCACAGCAACAACAACAACAACAAUCAACAUGUGAACCUGUCAAGGAAGAUGAUGAUGAAGAAGAAGAAGAAGAAGAAGAAGAAAAGACACCUACAAUAGAACAAGAUAUUCCUCCUCCACCCGCACCACCAACACCUCCCAAAGAUACUCCAUCAUCAGCAACAACAACAACAGCAACCAAUGAAUCGAAUAAUGCAGCUAUAUCUUCGUCUUCUUCAUCCACAACAUCUGAUACCAACUCUAUUCGAUCCAACAAUUCCUUUGAGCAACAAGGUCGCACCAGCACUAGUGCACGAUCCCUUUCAUCCUUUAACCCUUUCAAGCGAUCCGAAUCACCUUCCACAUCUUGUACCUCGCCGCCAUCACGUCCACGCACUAUUGAACGUCCUUCUCAAUCUUUCCGUAAACGCCAAAGCAAACGUAUGUCCGAGUUUUAUCGUGGUGGUCAUUCAGCAUCCAUGCCAUCCUCCCCAUCAACCUCUUUUCAUGCAAGUCGACUUUCCUAUGCUAGUGCUACAAGUUAUUACGACAUGUUGAUGUCCAAGUUUGGUCGACAAUCUGAAGAUCAUCCACUUCCAUUGCCACGUGAAUCACCCAAACAAAUGGCUCUUCGAGAGGAAGCAAGGCAAUAUCUUAUCGAGACGCUUAAACCAGAACAACCUGAUAGCGAGGAUUGGGACUUUUGGGAAUCACUUUUGGGAGAUGCUGAAAUGAUACGAUCCGAGCCUGAGGCAGUGAAGCAGCACAUGAUUAUGGGUGUUCCAUCCGCAUUGCGUGGGUACUUGUGGCAGAUUCUUUGCAAGUCCCGGAAUCAUACAACGGAUAUCGAUUCUGAAUACAAGGAAUUGCUCAAGCGUAUCAGUCCACAUGAAAAAUCCAUUCGACGUGAUUUAUCUCGCACAUUUCCCAGCCAUGAGUUCUUCCAAGAUGAUAAUGGACAAGAAGCCCUAUUCCACGUUAUCAAAGCCUACAGCUUAUUCGAUCCGCAAGUGGGUUAUUGUCAAGGUCUUCCCUUUAUCGUAGGAUGUUUAUUGUUACAUAUGCCCGAGGAUACUGCGUUUUGUGUAUUGGUCAAGCUGAUGAGCCAGUAUGGAUUGCGAAACCAGUUUAUGCCACAGAUGGAAUUACUUCACGAGCGCUUGUACCAAUUUGAUCAUCUCUUGCAACAAAAGCUACCACAAGUCCAUCGACAUCUUGAGACCCAAGGUGUACGACCCAGCAUGUACGCCUCUCAGUGGUUCCUUACGCUCUUUUCAUCCAAAUGCCCACUCCAUCUCGUCUAUCGUGUCUUUGAUUUGGUGUUUGUGGAAGGAACUCAUUUCAUAUUACGAUUUGCAUUGGCUCUCAUGUUCCGUAACCAGCAUACGCUCAUGGGUCUUGAAUUUGAAGCCUUGGUGGAAUUUUUGAACAAUGGUAUCUAUGAUACAUACAAGGAUGAUGAACGAGGAUUCGUGCAAGAUGCGUACAAAAUGGAUGUAUCAGCACGAUUGCUUGCUCGACUUGCCAAACAACAUAGUGCUGAGGCAGCAAGAGAAGCUAAAACACAAUCACAAGAAGAGCAUUUACGCCAAGUGAAUCAGGAAUUAUCCAGCCAUGUGCGACGUCUUGAAAAAUCCUAUGCCACGUUGGAAAAAGAAAACAAGGACGUGACGCAGCAAGUGAUUGAUGCCAAAAUGAGUGUUGCCCGACUUGAUGGGGAGAAUCAACAAUUGCGCAUGGAUCUAUCACAUACCCGUACCGAGCUUGACCAACUCAAGGCCAUGUUGCCCGAUAUCCAAGAAAUCCAGCGCCAAAAGCAACAUCUCGCUCAACGAAACGAACACCUUGAAAACCAGCUACAAGACAUGGAAGCUAUUCUCAUUAGUCUCAAAGUCAAGUAUGCUGAAAGUGAGAGUGCAUAUGAAGAGUUGCGUCAAAAGUUGUCCAAGUUAUCAUCAUCAUCAUCACAACCACCCCCUGGCACCGCCAUGUAA